UUUUAUUAAAUUUUUUCUUGACAAACAGUUUUAGUAUUUACUAAUGAAUAUAAAUUCAUAUUUUAUCCAAAUUAAUAACCUAUGUCUGACCUAUAUCUAAAAUGUUAAAUUUCAGGAUUUAUUAAGACAUUCUAAAUACUCUACAACAAAUAAGUAUACAAUGUAGGGUAACGGGACAAGUUGUUGGCAUAUUGAACAGUUUUUAGCAAUUGUUUUUGAUGCUCAUCAUAGACACUAUACCUAUUAUAUACUACAUACUUAACAUACAAUUUAAUACAGUGUUCGGUAGCUUUUCGUAUUGAUGUUAAAUUAUAAAAUGUCGUGGGUCUGAACAUUAAAUUUUCAACAGAAAAUGGUUUUAACUACAUCAUUAAGCAUUUUAAGCAAAUCGUUUAAAGUUCGCAACGAUAAACCAAAAAUCGAUCACCAUAUAUUUCAAUGUCACUAUAAAUUAACAACUAAUAUAUUGUUCACAUUUUGUAUUUUAGUUACAGCUAACAGCUUAAUAGGUGAUCCGAUUGAAUGUUUAUCAAAUUUUUCUAAGAAACCCGAAAUUCAAAAAGUAGUUACUAAAUACUGUUGGCUUUUAAACACUUUUACUAUUAAUAAUCAUACAAAAUCACAACCUAUGCGAGGUCUUGGACACGUUAAUGGAGAUGUACGACAACAUUCUUAUUACCAAUGGGUGCCAGUAAUGUUGUUCUUCCAAGCGAUUACAUUCUAUAUACCUCAUUGGAUAUGGAAAAUACUAGAAGAUGGAAAAAUUCGUAUGAUAACCGAAGGAAUCCGCGGAAGGCACAUUGAUGGUUUUGAUAACAGAAAAAUUAAAUUAAAUAGAUUGAUACAAUACUGUCUACAAACGUUACAUACGCAUAAUGUUUACGCAUGUGGGUACUUUUUGUGUGAAUUAUUAAAUACAGUUAAUAUUUUAGGAAAUAUUUAUAUAACUAACAAAUUCUUAGGAAGUACGUUCCUAUUGUAUGGCUAUGAAGUAACCAUGUUUUAUAUUAAUCAUAAAACAAAAUCUUUUGGAUAUAGUAAUCCUAUGGAAGUUGUAUUUCCUAAAAUAACAAAAUGUAUUUUUUACAAGUAUGGACCAUCUGGCAGUAUUCAAGACAUAGAUGUAAUGUGUAUUUUGUCUCAAAAUAAUAUUAAUGAAAAAAUUUACUUUUUUCUAUGGUUUUGGUUCAUAAUAGUAGGCAUUCUAUCAAUUUAUGCUGUGUUGUAUAGACUGGUUUACAUAACACAAUCGUUUAUAUGGAAAAAUAAAAUAGUGAAAAUAGCAACGACUUCAAAUAAUAAAGAUUCACAAAAAAUGUUCAUAAAAAAUCUACAAGUUGGUGAUGUACUAUUUUUAAAUCUAAUUGAAAAAAAUAUCCACUUCAUGAAUUUUAAAGUACUUGUGGAAGAGUUGUGGCAACAAAUAAAAUUAACUCAUUCCAGAAAAAAAUCAGAUUUAUAAGAGACAAAAUAAUUUGAAAUGAAAAAUGAAAACAAUAUGUAUAUUCCAUAAAACAAACUGUAAAUCACAUUUUAUCUAUUAAUAUAAGAUUAAAAUAGAAAGUAGAAGUUUUAUGUUUGUAAAUUUAGUGGGAAAUAUAAUUUUAAACUUUUUUCGUUUUUAACAAUGAACGAUUAAGAAAAACCUAGUGUCCUAAGUAAACAGGAAUUCUAUUAUGUUAAGUCUAUAUUUUAGUAUAAAUAUGGUAGUGGAAUAGUUAAAAUAUUGGUAGAACUAAUAUUAAAUUUUCACAUAAAUAAAAUGACAUUGACCUUA
This is a messenger RNA of Daktulosphaira vitifoliae (grape phylloxera), 1777 nucleotides long. Its product is annotated as innexin inx3-like. The coding region runs from base 353 to 1462 and encodes 369 amino acids. Gene Ontology annotation, molecular function: gap junction channel activity. Gene Ontology annotation, cellular component: gap junction; plasma membrane. NCBI's taxonomy places the organism in Eukaryota, Metazoa, Arthropoda, Insecta, Hemiptera, Phylloxeridae. Gene Ontology annotation, biological process: phototransduction. The record is from RefSeq and is a predicted model, not a curated record. The transcript has 7 exons.